This is a messenger RNA of Triticum turgidum subsp. durum (durum wheat), 1443 nucleotides long. The record is from the annotation of a GenBank genome assembly. NCBI's taxonomy places the organism in Eukaryota, Viridiplantae, Streptophyta, Magnoliopsida, Poales, Poaceae.
AUGCAGGUGUGGGUGGACUACGACGGCCAGUCCAAGCGGCUCGACGUGACAAUAGCCCCCGUGCAGGUGCCCAAGCCCAGCAAGCCUCUGCUCUCCGAGGCCAUCGACCUCUCCACGCUCAUGGCGGACGCCAUGUACGUCGGCUUCUCGGCGUCGUCGGGAGUCAUCUCGGGGCAUCACUACCUGCUCGGAUGGAGCUUCAGCUUGGACGGGCCUGCCCCGCCGCUUGACUUCUCCAAGCUUCCUGCUCUGCCACGCCUGGGACCCAAGCCUCGGUCCAAGGUACUGGACAUCGUGUUGCCGCUGGCCAGCGCGUUGCUCGUCGCGGUGGCGCUGGCCGCGGUCUUCUUCUUUCUGUGGCGCCGGCGCCGGUUCGCCGAGGUGCGCGAAGGCUGGGAAGACGAGUUCGGCCCCCACCGAUACGCAUACAAGGAUCUGCAUCGUGCCACGGAUGGGUUCAGGGAAAAAAACUUGCUCGGCGUCGGAGGCUUCGGGAGGGUGUACAAAGGCCUGAUAUCCGAGUCCAAUUUGGAGAUUGCGGUGAAGAGGGUGUCGCAUGAAUCAAGGCAAGGACUGCGCGAGUUCGUCGCCGAGGUGGCGAGCAUUGGCCGUCUCCGGCACCGGAAUCUCGUGCAGCUAUUGGGCUACUGCCGGCGCAAGGACGAGCUUAUCUUGGUGUAUGACUACAUGUCAAAUGGCAGCCUUGACAAGUACUUGCACGAUCCAAGCCUGCCCGCCGUAUCUUGGCCUGAAAGGUUCUCAAUCAUCAAAGGGGUCGCGUCAGGCGUGCUGUAUCUCCACGAGGAUUGGGAGAAGGUUGUCAUCCACAGAGAUAUCAAGGCGAGCAAUGUGCUCUUGGAUGAACAGAUGAAUGGAUGCCUCGGGGAUUUCGGCCUCGCAAGGUUAUACGACCAUGGAACCGUUGCUCAAACAACCCAUGUUGUUGGCACCAUGGGAUACCUUGCACCGGAGCUUGUGCGCACCGGGAAGGCAACACCCUUAACCGAUGUGUUCGCAUUCGGUGUGUUCCUCCUUGAGGUUGCGUGUGGACGACGACCCAUCGAGCGCGGCGAGCGAAACAACCCUGUGGUGAUGAUUGAUUGGGUGCUUGAGCGCCACCGCAGUGGACACUUACUCGAGGCAGUGGAUCCACGACUAACAGAAAAGUUUGACACACAGGAGGUUACCCUCGUGCUACAACUAGGUUUGUUGUGCUCGCACCCAUUGCCUGAUGCAAGGCCUAGUAUGCGCAAGGUUAUGCAAUACCUAGAUCGUGGGCAGUCGGUUCCUGACUUGUCGCCGACUUACAUGAGCUACAGUAUGUUGGCGCUGAUGGAGAAUGAAGGCUUCGAUUCGUACGUUAUGUCGUACCCUCCAUCGGCGACUAGCAAUUCUACGGUGUCUUAUGGGUCUUCGGCGUCCGUUCUCGCCGAGGGCAGAUGA